Siniperca chuatsi (mandarin fish) is the source of this 3732-nucleotide messenger RNA. RefSeq names its product EF-hand and coiled-coil domain containing 1 (gene efcc1). Gene Ontology annotation, molecular function: calcium ion binding. The transcript is spliced from 9 exons. The record is from RefSeq and is a predicted model, not a curated record. Bases 177 to 2186 code for a protein of 669 amino acids. Lineage: Eukaryota; Metazoa; Chordata; Actinopteri; Centrarchiformes; Sinipercidae.
CUGCUCUUGGAUUUGGGGGGCAGUGCUAAAUUCAAAUCUGCUCUGUCUUAACACACGCCUCAUUUCAGCUCCGCCAGUCUGCUCUGAGCUUCUACAGGCAGGAUGAACGCGAAACACACGCAGGAAACAGAAGUAGCUGUGUUAAGUUUGAGGAAAUAUGAUGUUGCUCAGUAGAAAUGAUGGAUGCAAUAGACUCCAUUGAUCCAUACAGCCGACCAGCGCGCAGGACACAAUGGAUAGUCAGCACUCUGGCUUACCAUUACGGGCUGGACCAGGGAGUGGAGAACGAAAUUAUAGUUCUGGCGACCGGAUUGGAUCAAUACCUCCAGGAGAUUUUCCAUCAUAUGGACUAUCAAGGUGGAGGCAAAAUCCCUGCGGAGGACUUUAACAUCUUGUGUGAAGUGUUGGGACUGAGCAAAGACUCGGAGGACGCAGAAUGUGCCGGUGUUUCAGACAAUUUACCCAUCGAGCUCACCUUCAGACACUUCCACGCCAAACUGUGCGAAUACUUCAGCACCAAGGCGGGGUGUCAGUAUGAGAACGGCCGGCUGCUGGUCGGGAAGGACAGCGAGCAUAUAGAGACUCAGAUCCGCCUGAGAAGCCCUCUGAGGCGGCGAGAGAAGCUGCUGUCUGUGGGCUCCUGUCCCUCCCCGGAGGGACGGCACGCCUCCGGCUGCAGGCUCGGAUCCUGCACCAAAGAGUGCUAUGAGGAGAUAGUGGCGCUGGAGGAAGCAGAGGACCGAAUAGCGAAACUGGAAGACGAGAAUGCAAGUUUGAGGGAGCUGAUUGAGGACAUGCGAGCCGCCCUUCAGAGCAGCGAUGCCCGCUGUUUGGCUCUGCAGGUAGGACUAUGGAAAAGCCACUCCAAACAUAAACCAGAGGAAGGCUGUUUUGUUGCCCAGCACAAACAAGCUGCCCAGAAAACUAUGAGCAACACCAACCUGAAAAGCAGCCCCUAUAGCAACCUGAAGAGCCUGCAGAACAUUAUCCACGAGAUAGAGCUGCUGCGGAGCUCCAGAGACCGACAGGUGGAGGAGGCCAUGCUGUGUAAUCAGAGACUGGAGCAGGAACUGUGGAGCUCUAAAGAGACUGUGGCCACUCUGGAGGACUGCAACCAAGCCCUGAAGAGGGAGCAGGUGGGCAUGAGGAGGAAGGUGGAGGAGGCCAGGCAGGCGCUGCUCAGCGGCCUGGGUAAGGUGAAGGAACUGGAAGCCAAGGCCAGUCAUGUGCCGGCGCUGCAGAGACACAUCCUCCAGCUGGAAUCAGAGCUCCUCUACUACAGUCCGACCACGAUCCAAGAUGUCUGUCUGGACUACUUUCACGUGUCUGUGUUCAUCCAGUUGGAAUUCCCAUGCUCAGCACCAUCACCAGACACUUCAGGGUCGGAGAUGCCAAAACUACAACUCCCAAGCAGCACCAGGGCAGAGCAGCAGCUGAGUGUUGGCAGCAGGCAGGGCCGGAGAUGUUGCUCGAACUCCCAGCAUGACCGCUGUUCUCCGACAGGGCGUGCUGUCACCACCCCAGAUAAGAUGGAAGAGCAGCUGUUUCGUUCGGUGGAGGGGCAGGCCGCCUCUGAUGAGGAAGAGGACAAGUGGACCGGUGACCAGCAGAGGCAGGUGGACGAGGUGAAGAGGAUCUUGGCCAGGCUGUCCUGCUGUGGAGAAAGGUGCGACGACAAGGCAUUCAAGAAGCUGAUGUCUAAUUUCGGGAGCUCGAGGAGCGAGGAGAGCUGCAGCGCUGUGGUGGAGCUCCUGGAGAGGGUGACCACGUUGCAUAAACAGCUGGAGCUGAAGGAGAGCCAGGCAGAGAUGGACAUGGACCAGCUGAAGGACUCUCUGUUGCAGGAGCUGCAGCAGAAGGCGGAGGAGACUGAGCUGCUUCAGAUGGAGCUGCAGAUGCUGGAGACGGAGAGGGUUCGUCUGUCACUGGUGGAGGAGAAACUUGUGGACAUCCUGCAGCUCCUCCAGCAGCUCAGAGACCUGAACGUCUCGCGGAGGUCUCUCGGGAAAAUCUUGCUCAGCACUUUGGAGUCUUGCAGCGACCCGCAACACGGGAAAGCCCACAUUCUGGAGGUGCUCAACGCUCUCUAUCAUGAACUGGCUGCCUGUGGGAUUCUGUCUGCUGGUGGACCUUUGGAGCGAACACAGAGUCAGCAGUCUCUGAACGCCCUCAUCAUCUCCUGCUAAUCAAGACUGCCUCCUGCUGAGCCAGUGGUGCUCCAACAGCCUUCCUAGAAGACACUGAAAGCCUAACAGUGGUCAAAAAACAAGCUGAUUGAUGUGUAUACUGUACUAUAUUGUAGCUUAUAUACUCCUCAGACCCUAUUAUCUAUAAAGGCAUAUUAGUCUAGAAUUACAUAUAAAGGAAAUUCUUGCUUAUACAUGGAUUUCUUUUCCACAACAGAGUUCUGAAUGUGAAAAUGUUGAAAUAAGCUAAACCUUAAAGGGGCAUAAGUAGUCUGUGAAAUGUGUCGACCUCCUCUGGUCAACAGAUCAACAGCAUCCCUGAUAGAGUCGAUAGAAUUUAAAGGAAACUGCGUCUCAAUUCACGUGCUUCACUCAUCUAAGUCUGCAUUUCACGAUCAAAUGUUAGAACAAGUGAACAAGGCUGUGUCGUCGUUUACAGAGAAGCGCAGCCUGCGUCUGGCCUAAUUCGGAGAACACUGCUGGUGCGACCCUCAGUGUAGUUUAAUGGUGCAUUCGGGGGGUUCAUUCAUUAACAUCAGUAAUGUUGGGAAAUAUCAUUGAACACAGUUUUGUAUCUAUAUUUGCAUUCAGGUGCUCACCUGUCAGCGGUAUUUGCAUCACCUGAAUUGGACCAACGAAAAACAAAAUGUAAAUACAGACAGUCAGGCUUAAACUUAAACUUGUUUCUUUUUUCGACAAAACCAUACCCACCGGUAGCUCCCCGUGUACAAGGCUGCAGGUUCGAAUCCGCCCGCGGCCCUUUGCCGCAUGACAUCCCCUCUCUCUCCCACAUUCUCUCUUCAGCUGUUCCUGUUAAAUAAAGGCAACGAGCCCGAAAAAGACAGAAUCAGCUGUCACACUUUUGUUGGCGAACCUGUUGUUAACUACAGGCCGUUGAUAAAUGCAGGUUUUGUGGGUACAGUACAGUAUAUGUUUGUCCAUGAUAUGUUGAGGUUGAAUGUUCUCGUACUGUAAACUCUAGUGUCAUGGGACUUGUGCCAGGUUAACUCUGAUAUUUACUAGUUUGUCUGCCUUCAAAAGGCAACUAACUGGUGCUUCACAGGUGACAAGGAUUGCCUGAAUACAUUAGUUUUGGUCUCUGUGAGCCUUGACCGUCUCAUCUGGUAAGAUGUGCAGGCUUAGCCUAGCAUUCAGAACCUCUGAAGGAACACCUUCGUGGGCCACGUUAAUUUCCUAAAAUGAGCUUUAAAAAAAGCUUGGGCAUUUGUUUGUAUGAGAGGCCAGCUGUGUGUGUGUCUGUCUCAUGAAGGAGGCAGACAUUUUGGUAACUUGUCCAGGAUAGCCCAGCCUCUGGCAAGUGCAACAAUUCUAUUACAUCAUCAAUAGCAGUGUCUAAGUGAACCUACGGUUACUUCCUCACACCUGUUUCUCAAUACAAUACAGCAGAUUUACCUUCAAUUAAAAGCUCAUGCUGAUACAUGAAACGUCUUCAGUUGCAUUGUCAUUGCUGUCUUGAAAUGAGGGCCUUGGAUGCAAAACCACUCACUGGUGUUAUUUAGCCAUGCCAUUAAAGCCUUUGACUGCU